Messenger RNA from Ilex paraguariensis (yerba mate), 860 nucleotides. Lineage: Eukaryota; Viridiplantae; Streptophyta; Magnoliopsida; Aquifoliales; Aquifoliaceae. The record is from the annotation of a GenBank genome assembly.
AUGGAUAAGUUACCACAAGACUCAAUUGACAUGAUUAGAUUUAAUAUAUUUUCAUUUGUUCCAUGGCAGAGAUUCCUCCCAUCAGACUUCGGAUGUGAAGAGGAUAGGGUGACUGUUUUGCCCCCAUUCCAAGCUUUUCUCAAUCAAAAGAAGAUGAUUCGAAGGGCCAUAGAAGCAGCUGGGAUCCCCUAUUCCUUUGUGUCCGCUAACUGUUUUGGUUCAUACUUUGUGAAUUUAUUGCUCCAUCCACACGAGCAAAGGGAGGAUAUUACUGUGUACGGCAGUGGCGAAACUAAAGCUGUGCUAAACUACGAAGAAGAUAUAGCCGAUUGUACAAUCAAAGUGGCAACCGACCCUAGAACAUGCAAUCGCGUAGUGAUCUAUCGUCCCCCGAUGAAUGCUAUAUCACAACUUGAAUUGAUCGUUCUUUGGGAGAAGAAAACUGGUCAAACUUUCAGGAGGGUUCAUAUCUCUGAGGAAGAAAUUGUGAGCCUUUCAGAGACUCUCCCUCAUCCUGACAACAUACCAGUAUCCAUCCUACACAGUCUUUUUGUUAAGGGUGUGACAAUUAACUUUGAUAUAGGAUCAAAUGAAAUAGAUGCUUCAAGGCUAUAUCCGGAUUUUCAAUUUACUACAGUUGAACAGCUUCUUGAUAUCUUUCUCUACAAUCCUCCAAAGCCUGCUUCUGCAGCAUUUGAGUAAGCUUUAAAUGGUCAGAAACUAUGUAUUUUGAAGAUUUUAAUGUUUAUCGUACUCAAGACUGUAAUUUUACUAUCCUAAUGCACAAUGUUGAAGUUAUGAUAUGAUUGUGAUUCGGGAUUCUCUUGUGACCGUUUGACAAACAUUUGCUCACACUUUGG